CCUCCUGUGGUGUGGACCCAAAAUUUCUUGCAUGUCCACCCACAACCUGCGCCAACAACAAUCAAAGUAUAAGUUAUCCCUUUUACAUCCAAGGAAAACAAGAACCUUUUUGUGGGAAUCCCGGUUUUGGCAUCUCUUGUGGCCCAAAUGGUUUUCCAAUCCUUAAUCUGUCUAUACCCAAUACAUCAUUCACCAAAUAUUUACGAAAAUCAGACACUUCGAGUGUCCAAUACCGCGUUUUCAGUUUCACGACCAAACACCACCAAUUCCAAAGGUUGUCUUCCUCUUCCUCUUACUCAGAAUCUCACUCUUCCUAGUACCCGCGAGUUCGAUAUUGCUCCGAAUCAAACAGACAUUAGAUUGUUCUACGGCUGUGGGUCAUUGCCUUGGCUAGAAGAGCACAAAGUUGGGUGCUUUAACGAAACGAGUUCAGUUCUGGCAUUGUAUAAAGAGGAUAAAAAUAUAAGUUUUGUGUCAAAGAAUUGCCAGGGCGAGGUUGUGGAUACGAUAGUGGAAGAUGGAAUAAUAGGAGGGAAUGAAGAAGCGUUGACAAAAGGGUUUUUGCUGACGUGGAAGGCCGGUAACUGCAGCGUGUGCCACAACACUGGAGGGAGGUGCUUCUGCACUGACAGAGUUCAUUCUGCCAAAUGUGGUCCUGAUGAUGAUCCAGAAGUUGUUUUUAGGCAGACGUUUAGUUUCACAAGUUCACACAGAGACAGAGAGAGUACUAGAAAACUGAGAAAUGAGGCCCAGAAAUUUGAAGCCACUGAUUAUGACACUGAACGCGUUUUCUAUCUGGCCUCGUUGACUGGUCACGUUGAAGUGAAGUGUGAACCUAACCGCUUAAAACGACAUCACCAUUCGUUAACGUUGUCUAAUUGCCUUAUUAUUUCCCACACUCUUUCAACGUCAUUCGAACGCCCCGACUGUGGCUUUUUACCCAUACGGAAUUGUGAAGAUCCACUCCAGUUCAAAAUGAUCCAAUUACAGAAUAAUGGAGAAUGGUUUCGGGUUGUACUCGUAGCUCAGCUUCGGAACAGUUCUAUCAUAACUUUUCAAAUUAGAGACAAACAUCUCUAUGACCUUCUGCAGAACGAAAGUUGUGAAGCUUUCAGAUACAAUUAUACUAUUCCUCCCUUCUUUCACUUUGCUGCUUUACGUAUCCAAUACCACACAACUCUGUUCAGGUGCAAGCGCAGCCUCCAUGUCAGCCCUCCCACGGGCAUGCUUAAUUAUACAAAAUGCCCCGACUACGAUCUCUACUACAAGCACAUCAUCACGGCUGAUGAUGUGUCUCGGAGUUCUUUGGUGGCAUGUACAGAGGUCCAGCUUCCAAUUAAAGACGUGCCUGACGCUAUAAACCCAUUUACCUUUGUAACUGCAGAUAUCAUCAUUCGAGUAGACUUAACUGAUGAAUGUGCAGAUUGCAACUAUCGCCAUGGAGGGCAGUGCAAACUUGACAGCACAGAGAAAUUUUGUUGUGCCAAUGCAGUUAUAAAGAAAGGGUUGACUUUGAAGGCCAAACUGGGUAUAGGUUUAGGUAUUGGAAUCCCAAGCAUGUUGGCAAUUGGGUUGCUGUUUCUCUUUCUACAAUACAAACGAAAAUAUGGUACCUCAGGCGGACAAUUGGAGUCAAGAGAUUCUUAUUCUGAUUCCUCCUCAAAUCCUCAUGGAGAAAGUAGUAGCGAGUACUUUGGAGUUCCACUCUUCUUGUACGAGCAGCUUAAAGAAGCGACAAACAAUUUCGAUCACACCAAAGAACUUGGAGACGGAGGCUUCGGUACUGUCUACUAUGGGAAACUCCCAGAUGGACGUGAAGUUGCCGUGAAGCGCUUAUACGAGCACAACUGGAAGCGAGUAGAACAGUUCAUAAACGAAGUUAAGAUCCUCACACGUUUGCGUCACAAAAAUCUUGUGUCACUCUACGGCUGCACUUCACGGCACAGCCGUGAACUCCUACUUGUGUAUGAAUACAUUUCAAACGGCACUGUAGCGUGUCAUCUCCAUGGUGGAUUAGCGAAGCCUGGCUCCCUACCAUGGUCUACACGAAUGAAAAUUGCCGUAGAGACUGCUAGUGCAUUGGCUUAUCUCCACGCCUCUGACAUCAUUCACCGUGACGUGAAAACAAACAAUAUUCUCCUCGACAACAACUUUUGUGUUAAGGUAGCAGAUUUUGGACUUUCAAGAGACGUCCCCAACGAUGUCACACAUGUCUCCACAGCUCCACAAGGGUCCCCAGGUUACCUUGACCCUGAAUAUUACAAUUGCUAUCAGCUUACUAGUAAGAGUGAUGUGUAUAGUUUUGGGGUUGUGCUUAUUGAGCUAAUAUCAUCCAAGCCCGCUGUUGAUAUGAACAGGAGCAGGGAUGAGAUUAACUUGUCAAAUCUAGCCGUAAGGAAGAUUCAAGAAAGUGCAGUUAGUGAGUUGGUUGAUCCUUCUCUUGGUUUUGAUUCAGAUUGUAGGGUUAUGGGGAUGAUAGUUUCAGUGGCAGGGUUGGCUUUUCAGUGUUUGCAAAGGGAAAAGGACUUGAGACCUUCUAUGUAUGAAGUGUUACAUGAACUGAGGAGAAUUGAGAGUGGGAAGGAUGAGGGAAAGGUUCGAGAUGAGGGUGAUGUUGAUGGUGUUGCAGUUUCACAUAGUUGUGCACAUUCACCACCACCAGCCUCACCUGAGUGGGAAGAAGUUGGAUUGUUGAAGAAUAUAAAGCCUACUUCCCCAAACACUGUCACUGAUAAAUGGGAAAGUAAAUGUACUACGCCUAAUAUCAGUGGUUAAUCAUUUAGUCUAUUAUUAAUUGUUGAUAAUCCGUUUUUAGUUUUUACUAUAUCAACUCUCACCUUAUUAUUAA
This is a messenger RNA of Glycine soja, 2848 nucleotides long. Its product is annotated as LEAF RUST 10 DISEASE-RESISTANCE LOCUS RECEPTOR-LIKE PROTEIN KINASE-like 1.1. Gene Ontology annotation, molecular function: protein kinase activity; ATP binding. The record is from RefSeq and is a predicted model, not a curated record. Gene Ontology annotation, biological process: protein phosphorylation. NCBI's taxonomy places the organism in Eukaryota, Viridiplantae, Streptophyta, Magnoliopsida, Fabales, Fabaceae.